AUGGCGACCGAAACAAUAACGUUGUAUGAUUCAGAAAAAGAUUUACUCCUAGAUGUAAAGGUAUCACCAGAAGAUGCUAGGCGUGCAGAAAGAGAUAUAUCUUUUGCUACAGAGCUUUUAAAAACUGCUCUACAACAACAGUCAUCAGAAUCUUGCAUAUCUGAAGAUAGUUCUAUGGUCGAUGUUUCCCACCAUGGUUCUAUGAUAGAAGAUCAGGAUGGAGAACAUAUAGCGGACACAACUGAUCCCGAUGAAAGUCUUACUGAAGCAACUGAAGUCUCUCUUUAUAGGUGGAGUCCACCUUGUGUUAUGUUAUUAUUGGAAACAUACAGGAACAUGGAAAACACUUUCAACAAAGGCAAAUUGUCACAUAAAAGACUGUGGAAAAAAAUUUCAGCAGAGUUACUUGCCAAAGGAUAUAAUGUCACGGGACCCCAAUGUGCUUCUGAACUGAGAAGCUUAAAAAAAACUUAUAAGGCAACUAAAUACCAUAAUAAUAAGUCUGGCAAUGAUAGACGUAACUGGCAGUUUUUUGAAAUAAUGGAUUACAUUUUUUCUGGAAAAGCAUGGAGUAAUCCUGUUGCCAUUGCAUCUUCGACGGGUCUCUUUAUUCAAACCAACACUUUGAACAGUUUUGAGGGGUCAGAUAGUGGAUGUUCAACAAACCAAUCAUCCACAUCUAAACAGACCAUUGUAUCAUUAUUUGCGAAAAGAAUGAAACAGAAGGAAGAACAUGAAAAAAACAAGGCUGACCGACAUAAAGAAAAAAUGGAAAUGGAAAAAAAGUGGUUAGAACUGUUACAACACAUGAGUAACAAAUAA
Messenger RNA from Phaedon cochleariae (mustard beetle), 822 nucleotides. NCBI's taxonomy places the organism in Eukaryota, Metazoa, Arthropoda, Insecta, Coleoptera, Chrysomelidae. The record is from the annotation of a GenBank genome assembly.